Molecule: messenger RNA, 1426 nt
Organism: Aspergillus ruber CBS 135680
Lineage: Eukaryota; Fungi; Ascomycota; Eurotiomycetes; Eurotiales; Aspergillaceae
Product: NAD(P)-binding protein
Exons: 3
Coding region: 339-1196 (285 amino acids)
Cellular component (GO): cytoplasm
Molecular function (GO): oxidoreductase activity, acting on the CH-OH group of donors, NAD or NADP as acceptor
Source: RefSeq, a predicted model, not a curated record
UGAUUGCCGAGGAAACCUAAAUCCCUGGGAACAGCCCAAUCAAUGUACACGAAGUAUGGGGUCUGCUCUUUAUGCAGCUCUGCGAUCUACUUCGCCAUCACACCGGUUCGUCUUUACCUCUUUGUUCUAAUUUGCCCGGUCACAGUAGUUUCCCUUUCAGGCUUGCAGGCUCGGUUGAAGAUGAAGUGUGGGAAGGGUAGUGGAGGUGUGGGUAAAUCCCCUGGUUUAAAGAGAAGUUUGUCCGGCUUCUCGGGUUGCCAGAAAAAAUUAUCUUAAAAAAAAGAAAGCACUUCACUGUAUAUUUUGUCUAUGCCUACAUUUCUUAUAUACUCUAAACCAUGAGCGAAGCCGCAUGCACAAAGAUCGCCGUCAUCACCGGCGGGACCAGCGGAAUAGGGCAUGCCGUGGCCAUAGCUCUCUCCCAGCGUCCUGGUUGGCAAGUCUACAUCCUCGGUUCAACCAAAGAACGCGGUCGCAAAGCCGUCGAGGGCCAGUACGAUAUUUACUUCCACAAAGCCAACGUCAGCCAGUACCAGGAGCUGGCGUCGGCAUUCCACGAGAUCCAUGGCAAGCAUGGCCGUUUGGACUUUGUCUUUGCCAAUGCCGCUACGACUGAGAGCUGCAAUAUUCUUCAAGCCGAGGGGGCGGAUGCAAAUACUCCCCCUCCGGAGCCGAAUUUGACGACUGUCGAUGUUAAUGUCAAGGGUGUGAUAUAUACCAGUUAUCUGGCUACACAUUAUUUCCGGUUGUCGCCUCAUAAGGGGAAAGAUGCGAGUUUGGUCAUCACUGGGAGCUGUGGGUCUUUGUAUCCGUUCAAGCCGACCCCUAUGUAUUGCGGGACGAAACAUAAUAUCCUCGGCUUCAUGCGCUCCAUUGCUAUGCGCUGCUGGGAAGAAGGAAUCCGCGUCAAUGCCCUCUGUCCCGGAAUCGUGCGCACCGGUCUCGUGUCUGACGAAUUCUGGGAUACUUAUUUCGAGCCAGAGCAAUUCUGCCCUAUGGGGCUCAUGGUUAAAGUUACCCUUCUUCUCGUGGAUGGCAGCGAGAUUGUUGAUAGUAAGGGAAAGAAGGUCUCCGCUGGGGAGGUGUAUGGGCAGACGCUGGAGACUUCGGGGUCGAACUUUUAUCUGAGGGAGCAUUUGGAGCAUUGUGAUGAUAUUGCCAAGGGUGUUAUGGUUGGUAAUAAUGGAGCUGGUUAAUUCGAGUUUCAAGAGAUGAAUCAAAACGUCAUUAUUCCUGCCCAGUACAUAGAUUGGCGCAGGAUAUAUUGGUUUGCAAAGGAGCAGAUAAGAGACAAUCUGCUGAUUGUGACCUUUUUGUUAUAUGUCAUUCAACCAUAUAAUUAUGUUAAACGAGUCUGGUUACAUAUGCGUCCACAACCCCGGUGACGAUUCGUUAAAGACCACAUUCAUAUCAAUGCCUUCCUACG